Molecule: messenger RNA, 816 nt
Organism: Chrysoperla carnea
Lineage: Eukaryota; Metazoa; Arthropoda; Insecta; Neuroptera; Chrysopidae
Product: pathogenesis-related protein 5-like
Exons: 3
Coding region: 42-788 (248 amino acids)
Biological process (GO): defense response
Cellular component (GO): extracellular region
Source: RefSeq, a predicted model, not a curated record
UACAUUUAAUUACUUACAAAUUAACAUAGUAAGAGUUUACGAUGUUCAGACACUGCACUGUUUUUGUAUCUGUAUUCAUUUUAUGUAUAUACAGUGCUAAUGCAGCUGAAUUUAUAUUACAAAGUAAUUUUGGAUGGCCAUUAUGGAUAGGAAUACAAGGGAAUGGCGGAUUUCCAGCUCUAGAAAAUGGUGGUUUAGAAUUACAACCAGGUGAACGUAGAUCAGUUUACUCUGAUGAUAGCUGGGAAGGACGUUUUUGGGCUAGAACAGGAUGUAACUGGGAUAAUAAUUGGUGUGAAACUGGCGAUUGUGGUGGAAAUGGACCUCAAUGUGAAGGGCAUCACGGAGAACGUCCAGCUAGUUUAGCUGAAAUCGCAAAAAAUCAAUGGCUUGGCUUAGACUUUUAUGACAUCUCUUUGGUUGAUGGAUCCAAUAUUCCAAUUUCGAUGGAACCAAUUGGAGUUCAAGGCGAUGGAAGUCGUUAUUUUUGUACAAAAGCCCAAUGUGGUCAUGAUUUCAAUUCUGACUGUCCUGAAGAACUAAAGCUAUACCGUGGAGCCGAUAACCGUGUUGUAGGUUGUAUGUCUGCAUGCACAAAAUAUGGUACAGAUGAAUACUGUUGCGAAGGUGUUUAUAACGCAAAAGGAAAUUGUCGUCCGAAUGAGUGGCCAGUUAAUUAUGCUGCAUUUUUCUACGACCGAUGUCCUGAUGCUUAUAGUUAUGCACAAGAUGAUGAAACGAGUAUGUUCUCUUGUAGAGCAAACACAUACUUAAUUACUUUUGGAUAAAUACUAGAAUAAAAAUUAAUUCAUUUAA